GGCGUGAGCCUCAGAGGAAACAGUGGAUCCCGGAGAGCCGAUCAUCCGAUCAAUUAGCAGCUAAUUACAGGGCUAAUCUGGAGGCUGGAUGGUGUGUGUGAGAGUGUGUGUGAUCCAUCACAGCGUUACCUAAGUGACCAUCGGCUUUUCCCACCGCUGGAAAACCUGGACAGAGGACCGAGGAGUCACUUUCUGGAGACGCAGGUUGGGUGAUUUUGUACGCAAGCCGACCCAGAGACCGAGGCCGGACUUGGGGCAGACAUGACGGACAGCGCCGGCUGCGAGUUUGAGAUCGACGUGGAGAGUCUGGAGACGGAGAGCGACGACCAGGCGGACUACAACCCGGGCUCGGCGCCGCCCGGCCCCGCCGCGGAGGACGGCGAGGGCGGCAAAAGCGAGGACAAGCCGGGCCCCAGCGGCCUGUGUCCGGGGGACCAGAGGAAGCUGAGCCGGACGCCGAAAUGCGCCCGCUGCCGGAACCACGGCGUGGUGUCGUGCCUGAAGGGACACAAGCGCUUCUGCCGCUGGAGGGACUGCCAGUGUGCCAACUGCCUGCUGGUGGUGGAGAGGCAGAGGGUGAUGGCGGCUCAGGUGGCCCUGAGGAGGCAGCAAGCCACGGAGGAUAAGAAAGGAAUUUCUGGGAAGCAAAUUCCAGCAGAAAGGAGGACAAUAUAUCAACGACAUAUUCGGCCGUCGACCAUGCUGGCUAAAAGCAUAUUAGAAGGGUACCGUCCGGUCCAGUCUGAUCCUUAUCUGGGGGCCAGCCCAUCUCUCCCCCCACCGCUGAGCGACCGCAUGAGGAAGAGGAGGGCCUUCGCCGACAAGGAGCUGGAGACCAUCAUGCUGGAGCGCGAGUACAAAGAGCGAGAGCUGCUGGAGAACAGCCAGGCGGCCACGGCCUCGCUCCUCUUCCCCAACAGCAUGGUGCACCACUCCUCCGAGUACAACUCCUACAAGACGGCGUACUCGCCGGCCGCUCAGGUGGAGCCGCAGCCCAAGGAGCUGUGUAACUUCAUGGGCCCCAACUGUCUGGAUCUGUCCAUGCAGUACAGCGCAGGCUCGGCCAACGUCGAGCUCAUCUCCUCCAACGUCAGCGUGGCCACCACCUACCGCCACUACCCGCUCCAAACGUCACGAGGCGGCUUCAUGAUGUGGCCCCGUGGCGCCGCCAACCUGGGCGAUGCCCUCCUGUACCAGCAGUGCCUGUUCAACGCCACGGCGGUGCAGAACAUGAAGCCGGGCGCCGUGUGGGAGCCCAAGGUGAUGCCUGCUGAAAGCCAGCCGCCAGAGCAGGACGCUGUCGCCGCUCUGGCUGUUGCUGCUAAACUAGAGGGGUCCCGAGCCGCGGCGCUGCAGGACCUAUCGGACCCUCAGCAGGCCGAUCCCCAGCCUCCCGGUGCCACCCAGGCCGGGCAGAGGGAGCGCUCGGCGUUCUCCCCCCCCAGGAGGGGCUUUGGACAAACCUUCCCCAACACUCCCCACCCCCAAGUCCUGAACAAGCCGAGCAAGGACAGCGCAAAGCACACGCUCUCCAUGAAACUCAACUCCUUCCACUCUCUGAUCCAGCACUCCCUGAGCGAAAAAUCUGGCGCCGCGGCCGGGCCGGAGCUCAGGGCCCCCUACUGCAAAGAGCUCUUAGAGGAGGCCGCCCGCAAAUACAGGGACGGCCCCGCCAAGGACUUUAGAGGCGUCAAAACCGCAGACAGGUACGCCAAAGACUUUCUGUCCAAGCCAGUGGGGAACAAAAUGGGAUCCGGCGAGUCUUUGUCUUUCUCAGUCGAGGCCAUACUGAAAAGACCCACUCCCGCCCUGAGCCGAGCAUUCCACUGAUUUCCAUUAAGUGUCCCGUCUUGCACUAUGAACGGCAGGUUUGUCUCCUAACUGUCCGCGUUCGUCCCGGUUAGAGAGUGUUUCAAGUUGCAGUUUGGGGUCAAGACAAAAUGAAAUACACAGGCACUGCAUCUCAAAUUAGAAAAGCUAGAAAUGAGUUUUUUUUCUUCUUUUGGGAAUCCCAAUGUAAUAUUUAUGUAUGUUAUAUUUUACAUGUGCAUGUUUUAAAUAACUUUAUCUUGUAGAGUAUUUAAACAGUAUCCCAAUGUUUUCCUCAUGUCAAUAAACUUUAUAAGACUGAA
Messenger RNA from Myripristis murdjan (pinecone soldierfish), 2132 nucleotides. RefSeq names its product doublesex and mab-3 related transcription factor 2a (gene dmrt2a). The record is from RefSeq and is a predicted model, not a curated record. The transcript has 4 exons. The coding region runs from base 262 to 1830 and encodes 522 amino acids. Gene Ontology annotation, molecular function: DNA-binding transcription factor activity, RNA polymerase II-specific; RNA polymerase II cis-regulatory region sequence-specific DNA binding. Gene Ontology annotation, cellular component: nucleus. NCBI's taxonomy places the organism in Eukaryota, Metazoa, Chordata, Actinopteri, Holocentriformes, Holocentridae. Gene Ontology annotation, biological process: regulation of transcription by RNA polymerase II; sex differentiation.